AUGGCGUCCGAACUAAGUGAUGUCAAUUUGGAGAAGAUUGAGUUCCUCAAACGCCUUUUUUCCUCCGACUACGCAGUUAUCUUUCUCGUCAGGGUCCGUGAUCUAGAAUGUGUUAUGAAAGUACAUCGGGGGAGAGGACCCCGACAAUAUUACGAACGGGAAGGGGAAUUAGAUAUACAUAUCCAUGAAACGAAGGCCUACGCUCGACUGAAAGAACGGGGUAUAUGCGAUCGUGGCAUUGUACCUCAAUAUCUCGGGUCAAUUAGCAAAUUUGACCCCUCGAAAUGCCAACCACACCUAUCUAUGUUUCAAGAGGACGAGUACCUACCCAGCGCCCUUUUCCUAGAAUACAUUCCUGGUCUAGAAAUGAUCAGUUUAACAAAUUAUACCCCGCAACGGGUUGAGAAUCUCGUAUCCGGUAUGAGAGAAAUACAUAAGGCACUCGUCUGCCAUAAUGACCCGCAGGCGCGCAACAUGAUGAUCGUGAAAGAUUCUCCCGACCGAGUCGUAUGGCUCGAUUUUGAUCGGGCGAGGACUUUUGAUGAAGACCACAUCACCGAACAAGAAGAAGAAGAAUAUCUCCGGGCCGAAGACCGGAUUCUCGAGGAGUUCAGGGUUGGCAUGGAAGCCGAUUACCAGAAUGGAGAGAUCAAUAAGACCUUUCUCUUUUUUUACGCCUAG
Penicillium macrosclerotiorum is the source of this 681-nucleotide messenger RNA. RefSeq lists its product as uncharacterized. The transcript is spliced from 3 exons. The record is from RefSeq and is a predicted model, not a curated record. The coding region runs from base 1 to 681 and encodes 226 amino acids. Lineage: Eukaryota; Fungi; Ascomycota; Eurotiomycetes; Eurotiales; Aspergillaceae.